GCUAACUGACCGGGGAACAGAUCGCAUUCUUCCUCCGUCGAAACAGCCGCAUCAUGAACAGGUUCAUGGACAUCUGACUGGACUGUUCAAUCCAAGAAAGCGUCAACUCAAGGCCCGGUAUCAUUUUCAUUUAACCGUUAUCCAUGAGAUUCUUCAGGCUUACCUUCAAGUGCUUCGUCGACUGCUUUUGAAUCUCCUUUGUCAACGGCUGAACUGACCGCGGCGCCUAGUGAAAUUGUCCAUCUCUCAGCUGAGGGGUCCUAACCUGUGUUAAUCACAAAAACUGCGAUUUUUGAUGUUCAAUAAGGUGAAAUAACAAACUCAGUAAAUCAAAAAGACAACCAGGGCACUGCGUACCAAGGCUGCAUCUCCCUGUGCCUCUGUGACACCAACGGGGUCCCUGUUAGCCAGGCGCAUUUAUCAAACUUCACCAGCCCCUGGCUCUAACAUCAGCUUAAAAAGAAGAAGAGAUCUAUUUUUGUGUCGAUACCGAAUAACAUGUCACCAGAGUUAGAGGAGAACAGCCAAGGUGAAAUAAGUCUCCCCCAAUUGGAGGCAGGGACCCUCUCCGAGGAGGAGGGCGGGGGGUCAGCUCGCCCCCUGGUGUCUGUGUCCGGAGCUGACCCAGGGUGUGGUGAGGGCGGAGGAGCUGGCCCAUUGCAUACGCAGGAUGGGUCUGGGACUGGAAAUGGGGCUGUAGCAGUACCAUUUCCGGAGAGAGAAACAUGGACCAGACAGAUGGACUUCAUCAUGUCCUGCGUGGGUUUUGCCGUCGGCUUGGGCAACGUGUGGCGGUUCCCUUACCUCUGCUACAAGAACGGAGGAGGGGUUUUCCUGAUCCCUUACUUGCUGAUAGUGUUCAUCGGAGGGAUCCCAGUCUUCUUCCUGGAGAUAGCACUGGGACAAUUCAUGAAGCAGGGAGGGGUCUCUGCCUGGAACAUCGCACCCCUCUUCAAAGGUUUGGGCUUGGCCUCGAUGGUGAUCGUGUUCUUCUGUAACACCUACUACAUCAUGAUUCUCGUGUGGGGCCUCUACUUUCUCUUCCACUCCUUCACCAACGAGCUGCCCUGGGCCACUUGUGGACACCCCUGGAACACCCCCAACUGUACACAGGACUUUCGCCGCUCCUGCUACAACCGCAGUGUCGCGCAGCAGGCUCUGUCCUCAUCUUCUGCCAACCUCCUCUCCUCCACCCCCCUGUUGAACCUGUCCACAGCCCAGCUCCUCCUCAGUGGAAACUGCACGGAUACUGAGGGCAUGCGCUCGCCAGUCAUCGAGUUCUGGGAACGUAAAGUGCUCCGUCUUUCUGGUGGGCUGGACGAGCCUGGUGACAUCAGCUAUGAAUUGGUGCUUUGUCUCAUAGUCACCUGGAUCAUUGUUUACUUCUGCAUGUGGAAAGGAGUUAAAUCUACUGGCAAGGUUGUUUACUUCACAGCUCUGUUCCCCUACCUGGUUCUGGUCGUACUUUUGGCCCACGGAGUCACUCUACCUGGAGCUUUAGAUGGGAUUGUUUACUACCUUAAACCAGACUGGUCCAAACUUGGAGAAGCCCAGGUGUGGAUUGAUGCAGGCACUCAGAUUUUCUUCUCCUAUGCCAUCGGCCUGGGUGCCCUGACUGCGCUGGGCAGCUACAAUCGCUUCCAUAACAACUGUUACCAGGAUGCCUUCUUGCUGGCCAUGAUAAACAGUGGUACGAGUUUCUUUGCUGGCUUUGUGGUGUUUUCUGUGCUGGGCUUCAUGGCCGCAGAGCAAGGAGUGGACAUCAGUAAAGUAGCUGAGAGUGGUCCAGGCCUGGCGUUUAUAGCCUACCCCAAGGCUGUCACUCUAAUGCCUCUGGCGCCAGUUUGGGCGGCACUUUUCUUCUUUAUGUUGCUAGUACUGGGCUUGGACAGCCAGUUUGUAGGGGUAGAGGGUUUGAUCACGGGAAUUAUGGACAUGCUACCGCCUAAAUCUGCCAUGGGCUCCCUGCGGCGAGAGGUGGUAGCGGCCAUCUGCUGCGUCAUCUGCUUCUUGAUCGACAUAUCCAUGGUCACUGAGGGAGGGAUGUAUGUCUUCCAGCUGUUUGACUACUACUCUGCCAGUGGCAUCACUCUGCUGUGGCAGGCCUUCUGGGAGUGUGUGGUGAUUGCUUGGGUCUAUGGCGCGGACCGUUUCAUGGAUGACGUGGCUCGUAUGAUCGGCUAUCAGCCCCUCCCCUACAUGAAGUGGUGCUGGUCCUACAUCACACCUUUAGUCUGUGUGUCAGUGUUCAUUUUCCAUGUGGUGAACUACAAACCCCUUACCUACAACACAGUGUACACCUACCCCCUGUGGGGCGAAGUGCUUGGCUGGAUAUUGGCCCUUUCCUCAAUGCUCUGUAUCCCGGUCACCGUUCUCUACAAACUACUGCGCUGCAAAGGAUCUUUUCGGGAGCGCUGGAAGCACCUAACUACACCCGUUUGGGGCCGACAUCACAUGGAGUACAUGGCCCCAGAGAGCGGGGCCAAACUGCUGCCCCCUGCAGGAACAAAGAGCACGCUUCUCUUUGAAAGUGUCAUCUGAUGAGCUGAGUCCCGCUGAACACAGAGCCAUGGUCGCCCUUGACGUCAGCACACACCAUCUACACAAAAUACAUGCACACCACACAGGCCUGGUAAGAGCAAAGUGCAGAUUGGUUACACAUCCUCCACAGUUUGAAACCUGAAUGGAGAAGCCCUGGACAAAUCGACCAAAGAUUAGAUGGGAGAAGAACCGAAACACACCCACACCCAUACAGUCAUCACCACUGAAACACGCCCUGCUCUGCUUUCUGACUCUACCUCGCUGACUCUCCCCGCUCUUUCUGCUCCCGCCUCUGUGCUGUCCCGUCUCGUCUUGUUCUGUAAGUGUGAUGUGUCCAGUGUAGCUGCGAUAUCUUCCCUUUCUGUCCCUGUCUGUCAUCCGUCCCCGUGUCAUGCCAUUUUGUGAUGAGCAGAGACCUAACAAUACUUUAAAAACAUUCUAAUCGAAAGAUCUACUGCUGAUAUGCCAUGGUCUGUAUGUGUGUGUGUGUUCGGUGUGUUCGGGCGUGUGUUGGACCGUGGCAGGCGUGUCUUGAUUUACAUUGGACAUUGUCUUUGGCCAAAGUUUGCUGCCAACUUUAUUUCCCUCAAGUAACUGUUAAAGAACAGCUUCCAUUUGUAAAAAAAGAAAAGAAAAUUAUAGUUAUCAAAAAGAGACCAUCACCACUUCCAGCUAUGUGUUAUGAGCUAACUUAAGUAUCCAGUGUAUUGUAGGGUCUGUGAAUCAGUGUUAACAAUAUUUCGAGGGGAUGAUUAUCAGUAAUUCCACCUUAAGAGAAGGAGAUAAACUUAAACCUGAAUUGUGCAGAGAGCAGGAGAAUGUGUUGUGGGGAGGGGAAAGAGCCUUGAUGUGAGGAAGGGAGCAAUAAAUGACCAGAUAAAGACGGA
Messenger RNA from Trematomus bernacchii (emerald rockcod), 3428 nucleotides. RefSeq names its product sodium- and chloride-dependent creatine transporter 1. The record is from RefSeq and is a predicted model, not a curated record. Gene Ontology annotation, biological process: sodium ion transmembrane transport. Lineage: Eukaryota; Metazoa; Chordata; Actinopteri; Perciformes; Nototheniidae. Gene Ontology annotation, cellular component: membrane. Bases 499 to 2541 code for a protein of 680 amino acids. The transcript is spliced from 14 exons.